Condylostylus longicornis is the source of this 615-nucleotide messenger RNA. RefSeq names its product insulin-like growth factor I-A. The transcript has 2 exons. NCBI's taxonomy places the organism in Eukaryota, Metazoa, Arthropoda, Insecta, Diptera, Dolichopodidae. Gene Ontology annotation, cellular component: extracellular region. The coding region runs from base 66 to 527 and encodes 153 amino acids. The record is from RefSeq and is a predicted model, not a curated record. Gene Ontology annotation, molecular function: hormone activity.
AAAAUAAAAAAAAAAAGAUUUUAUUAAGUUGCAUAAAAACUUAAGAGAUUUUUAUUGCGAACAAAAUGAGUACAAAGAAAUUUAAUAUUGUAGUUCUUGAAAAAGGCGAUCAUAUUAACACGAUUACUAUAAACAAAUUAGAAAAUCCAAUUUUAGUAAAAAAAGAAAAUAAAAAUUUUAGAUCAAAUAUUGCUGUCAAACGUGCGAACAGGCUACAAAAUUAUAAAAUAAGAGCAUUCAUGUUAGCAAUAAUAAUUUUAGUCAAUUGUAUUAAUUUAAUGGAUGCAAAUCCAGUUCCAGUUAUGAGAAAAUCAUGCGGUCGUAAUUUAUCACAAAGAAUUUAUACAAUUUGUUUAAGUUAUGGCGGUAUUUGCAGUUUUCCAACACGCGUCAUUACCAGAAAUCAUCCUAAUCAUCGAGCUAAGAGAAGAGUUGUAGAUGAAUGUUGCCGAAAAGCAUGUCAUGAUGAUUUUAUUCAAAUAUAUUGCUGUGAUGCCAAACAAUACCGUGUGAUUGUUGAUUAUUAAAUUAAAUUAAAAAUAUAAUUUUUAAUUUUAUAAAAUAUUUAGAAAUUUAAUGAAAAUUCAUCAGCUAUAUACAUCAAUUAGUUUUAAG